Messenger RNA from Ascochyta rabiei, 999 nucleotides. RefSeq lists its product as uncharacterized. Gene Ontology annotation, molecular function: nitronate monooxygenase activity. The coding region runs from base 1 to 999 and encodes 332 amino acids. The transcript has a single exon. NCBI's taxonomy places the organism in Eukaryota, Fungi, Ascomycota, Dothideomycetes, Pleosporales, Didymellaceae. The record is from RefSeq and is a predicted model, not a curated record.
AUGCCGAUCAAGACAUGGCUCACCGAGACGCUUGGGAUUCGCGUCCCUCUAGUGCAAGGAGGCAUGAUGUGGGUUGGAAAGGCAGAGAUGAUCAGUGCAGUCGCGAAUGCAGGCGCACUCGGAUUCCUCACAGCGCUCACCCAACCGACGCCUGAAGCGCUCCGCCAGGAAAUUCGGAGGACAAAGUCCAUGUUGAAGCCCAGCGCAGUCCAGUUUGGUGUGAACAUCACCCUGCUCCCAUCCAUGAACGCACCAGACUACGCUGCGUAUGCACGAGUAGUGGUGGAAGAAGGGAUCAAGAUUGUAGAGACAGCAGGCGACCCAACACCUGUUCUGAAGUACCUCAAAGAUAACGGCGUGACUGUCUUUCACAAGUGCGUUACGUUGAAGCACGCGUUGAGAGCAGAGAAGCUCGGGGUGGACUGCAUCUCAAUCGACGGAAUCGAGUGUGCCGGCCACGGCGGAGAGUACGAUACCACAUCGCUCAUGCUCCUCUCACUUUGCAAAGAGCAGCUCAAGAUCCCAUACCUGGCGUCCGGCGGUUUCGCAAACGGGCGACAACUCGCUGCGGCGCUGGUGCUCGGCGCCGUCGGAGUCAACAUGGGCACACGGUGGAUGUGCACAGUGGAGUCACCGAUUCACCACAACGUUAAAGAGGCGAUCGUCAAGGCCUCAGAGAAUGAUACGGUCUUGGUCCUUCGCAAGUUCAGGAACACAUCCCGGUUGCACAAGAACAAGGUUUCUCUCGAGGUACACAAGAUUGAGAAUGAGAAGAAGGACGUCGAGUUCAAGGAUGUUGCGCAUCUGAUGAGCGGAAAGCGUGGUCAGGGUGUGUACGAAACGGGUGAUGUUGACGCUGGUGUGUGGAGCCUGGGAAUGUGUGCGGGUUUGAUUCAUGAUAUACCCACGUGUGAGGAAUUGGCGAAGACCAUGGAGAGGGAUGCGAUUGAGACUUUGACGCAGUCGAAUGCGUUGAUUGUCAAGAGCGCAAAGUUGUAG